CUCAUCAGCAUCUCUGCAACUUUCCUUCUUCUUUUUGUGACAAACGGAGUGGGGGAAGGGAUAAAGGGGGGAGGGAGCAGAGAGAGAGAGAGAGAGAGAGAGAGAGAGAGAGAGAGAGAGAAAAGAGGAGAAAGGACGACGUCAGAUGGUAGUGGGAUGGCUUUAUGUGAGGGAGAAGGAAAGAGAAUACCGUCCUGAAGAAAGAGGACUCGGUGAAUGAGCGUUUGCAAAGCUGCGCUGCAACCGGGAAACAAACCAGCGUUUCAAAAACAAAGGACAGCUUCUUCACUGGCGCCGGCCAAAAUCUCCACACUUUUAACUUACCGUGUGUCUUAAGGACGGUACCAUGGCUGAGGGAAGCUGCUUUGGUGCAUUAUAGCCGCUUGGGAUGACCAGAGCUGGACUUUGUCUCAGAGAAGAAGCAGGUAGAGCAAAGAAGAACAAGUUGUGAGAGGAGGGAAAACAUCUGCUCCGAGAGGAUAAGAUCAGCAGCCCAUCUGGAUCUGAACAGGGAACUUACUGGACCUUUCUCUUUGUAAGGAAAGGAAUUUAAAUUCCCCAAUAUCAGUGCUCUGUCACUUGGAGGAGCUUUAAAAGAUUUCAAGAAUUUGUAUUUUAUUUCUUAUCUUCGGCUGUUACCAUUUCUUAACGCCAUGUGUCAUGUUAUUGUAACAUGCCGCUCCAUGCUCUGGACACUGCUCAGUAUUGUAGUGGCCUUCGCUGAGCUCAUUGCUUUCAUGAGCCCUGAUUGGUUGCUGGGUUACCCUCGGUCAGACGCCAGUGCGAGCGGGGCAGGAGUGGACUCUGGGGAGUACCGCCCGUCUCUUGGCCUCUACAGCCGCUGCCUUCGUAUCGGAAGCCGGGGUGUAGGGGUGAGCUGCGGGCCUUAUGCUGGGACAUUUGGAGAAGUGGCCAGUGGCUUCUGGCAGGCUGCGAUGUUGUUUCUGGCAGCAGGGACGUUGGUGCUUGGAGGAGUGGCCUGUAUCUCCAUCUUCAGCCUGUGCUUCCAGAGCAUCCUGAAGAAGAGUUUAUUCAACAUUUGUGGACUGCUCCAGGCUAUUGCAGGCCUGUUGCUGAUGGUGGGCCUCAUGCUGUACCCUGCCGGUUGGGGUUCAGAGAAGGUGAUCCAGUACUGCGGCACAAACGCCUUGCCCUUUAGGCCGGCAAUGUGCUCACUCGGCUGGGCGUUCUACGCAGCGAUAGGUGGAACACUGGCAAGUUUCCUGUGUGCUGUUCUGUCCGCACAGGCUGAGAUUGCCACCUCCAGUGACAAGGUUCAGGAGGAGAUUGAAGAGGGGAAGAGUCUGAUCUGCCUGCUCUGAGCCGUCAGAAACCUUGGAAAACUCCAGGAAUUGGAAACCUGUACAUGCCAGUGGAGGGAGAACAGACAUUGCCAACUCUGAUUGAUUUUCUUCAUGAUAGCGUGCUUAAAACCAGCUAAUUGUUGAAUAGAUAGCAGCCUUGGUAACAGUUUUUUAAGUUGUUAUGCAUGGUGUUCUCUUCUGAAAGUUGCUGAAGCUGACCUGAUGAUACCAAGAUGGGAUAAGGAACAUUACCUGUAUAUUUAUCCAAGUAUUUUUGACCAAGAUACUGUUUUUUUCUUUUGUAAUUCUUGCCUUACCACUGUAUUGAAAUAGCAGCAGAUUGUUAGUGGUAGUGGAUAUGCCAUUAGUGUUAUUGUGGACAGAUUAAACACUGCCAGUAAAACAGUGUGUAGGACUGUAACGUUCAUUCACAUGGUUCACCUGCAAACCUCAACAAACCGCUGAAUACUAGCAGAUGUGUCCACUAAAACACCCAACAACAGCUUGCAUAUGUUCUCCGUGUGUGUGUGUGUGUGUGUGUGUGUGUGUGUGUGUUACAGACAUUAAUUGAGGUUUCUAAAUGUCCAUAUGCUCUGAAUCUGUGGCACAGCACGACAGUAAAACUCUCCAGCUACCUUUUUAAAUGUGCCACUUUAAAGGGAUCUCGUCUUAUUAAAUGGAUUGUUUGUGGGUCUAUUGCAGCUUAUUAACUGGCAGAGUGUGUGCAGAAGAGAACCAGAGACUUUGCCAUAUGGUGCGCUUACAUUAGCGGGUGUUUGCUCACAGCGAGAUAAAGCAGCCGCCCCAUAGCCUAUCAUGACUUACCUUAUGGCACACCAUACAGACAAUAUCUGGCUUUGUAAAGAUGUCCAAGACACAAAAAAAGUGAGUCAAAUGUCAAAAAGCUUUUUUUGAAUGCAAAAAAGCUUCCAGUGGGUCAUCCGUGUGAUUUGGACUUUUUUUUUUUUUUUUUUAAAGCUGAUUAGGGCAGUCAUCUUUGUCUGUAUGGUACAUUUAGAGUAUUCCUAAAGACCACCUGAUAUUGUGUCUUGCACUUGGUCCUUAAUUCAUUUCACAUUGCUACACAUUUUGUUCACUUGUUUCUAUUUUAUUUUUUUUCCAAGAAUACUACAGUAAGUUGUGGUAAAUGUAACACUGUGUGAUUGCUUUUAUUCUUUUGUAGGUGAGAUGUGCAAUAAUUCAGCUAUAGUGUGUUUGCUGUGGGAGUGAAUGGACCGAGAGGAUGAGACUAUGGAGUGAAAUCAUGAUAUGGGUUUUAAUAUGUACAAAAAAAACAAAACAUUUCUAGUCUGUCUGUACUUAAAUUAAUAUGUUGACUGUUUUUGUUACAUUAACAAAAGAGUAACAACAUCUGUGGCACAUUUGAUGAUCAGUUUGAUGCUGCAUGUAUGAGAGGUUGAUGUGUGUGAGAAGCGAUACUGUCUGUACUUUGUACUCAAAUAAAACAGGCCCGCUUUAGUAAAUCUAUCUGUGGCAA
This is a messenger RNA of Larimichthys crocea (large yellow croaker), 2802 nucleotides long. Its product is annotated as LHFPL tetraspan subfamily member 2a protein. Lineage: Eukaryota; Metazoa; Chordata; Actinopteri; Sciaenidae. The coding region runs from base 654 to 1322 and encodes 222 amino acids. The record is from RefSeq and is a predicted model, not a curated record. Gene Ontology annotation, cellular component: membrane. The transcript has 3 exons.